This is a messenger RNA of Suhomyces tanzawaensis NRRL Y-17324, 450 nucleotides long. RefSeq lists its product as uncharacterized. The transcript has a single exon. NCBI's taxonomy places the organism in Eukaryota, Fungi, Ascomycota, Pichiomycetes, Serinales, Debaryomycetaceae. The annotation marks the transcript as partial. The record is from RefSeq and is a predicted model, not a curated record. Gene Ontology annotation, cellular component: membrane.
AACGACGCCCAGAGGGUGCUUCUCGUGAUCAUGGCGUUCGUGUUUCCACCGUUGCCAGUGUUCAUUUUGAAGGAGUACCACGUCUUCAAUAAGGAGACGUUGAUCGUGGUGCUCUUGACCCUCCUUGGCCAUAUUCCUGGCAUCAUCUUUGCCUUGUGGUACAGCUUGGUGGAGUUCCCCAAAGCCAAUGGCCAGAGGGACGGGUACGUGCGGAUCGACGAGGAAAGUGGGCCCACUGGACCCAUUAGUGUGAGUGCUGACGACGACGACACCGUGGGUAGCGAGACCGGCAAGCAAGUUGCUGCCACUCGCUACACAGACAACCCCGGCAGCUCAUCUGCGCAGGGCGACGGCGACGACGUGGCGCCUCCUGACUACGAGGACAUCGCUGGAAGCUCGAACUUGGCACCUUUGGCUGACUCCAAAAGAGGGGGCGACCACAAAGUGCAA